Messenger RNA from Ceraceosorus bombacis, 2455 nucleotides. The record is from the annotation of a GenBank genome assembly. NCBI's taxonomy places the organism in Eukaryota, Fungi, Basidiomycota, Exobasidiomycetes, Ceraceosorales, Ceraceosoraceae.
AUGCCAACUAUCCUUCCCGCCGACGCGGCCGCGUCCGCUGGCCAUACUCAACAAGCGCCUUCCCUGACUCCAGCUCAGCUCGAGCGCUCUCUGCAGGAGAAGAUCGCCGAACAUGUCUUGUCGACGCUGACCAGACCUGCUCUGGCUCACAUCCAGAACGGCAAGACUGACCGUUCAGCGUCCGACACAUCGCUCGUCUUGUCCACGUCGGCUAGCUCCGUCGGCACAUCACUCAGAAGCGAUUCGCCCACCACACCCGCAUCACAGCGCAGCACAAGGCCAGGCACGCCCGGAGAGCACGAAGACAAGCAGCUGCAAGGUGCUGAUGUGCGCGCCAUCGACUUGCUCCCAAUUUUGGAGCUUUACGCGUCGAGACCUGAUCUGCCCCGCGUUCCAAGCCGUAGCUCGAGCAUUGAAGCUCAAAAUGAGCACGACGAGGAGGAAGGGGCAGAGAGCGCGCAUGUCAGCGUUGCCGUGAAAGUCGAAGAAGAGCAGUCUGUGGAUAGCGUCGUGCCCAAUUCUGUGACCGACUCUUCGCAGCCCUUGAAGGUGAGUGGAUGGACCAGGCACUGCUUGAUUGGUACAUGACGGCUUGAUCGCACCGAGACUGACGCCCUCGACCCGUCACAGGUGCCUGCACAGCUACCCACUCCGGAUGGCAGGGUCGCAUCUCCCGAAAGCAAUGUGGAGUCCAGGGAAGCUAGUGCCCAUGCCAGCAGUACAUCUUCUUCCGAUCUUUCCCUCUCCGUCGAGGGUUUGGACAAGAAAGCUGGUCCAUCCGAGCCGGCAACGUUUUGGAAUCGACACAAGAUCAGCGUGCAAGCCUUCUUUCGUCGGCAUUAUUACAUCCAAGGCGAGCCUGACAUCGUCCUGCCAAGCCCACCGUCCGACCACAAAAAGCUGGACUUUGUACAGACUUUUCGACCGCUGCUCGUCGGUGUGGGUGUCUUUGCCUUUCUUGCCAACUCCACUGGAAUCUGGUUCUUUGCCACCGCUGCUCCACCGUUCUUUUGGUACUCUGUCAUCGCCGCCUUUCUUCAAGUCUACCUGGGUCUGUUUUACUUGAUGGGCUGCUUUAGUCGGAAUUUUGACCACAAGAAUCACGAGCGCGUCAAGUCCGAAUUUGCCGUCAACGAAGUGAACGCGCCAACCGUCGACGUCUAUCUUCCUUGCUGCAACGAGCCCUUGGAGGUUUUAGAAAACACUUACAAAUAUGCCAAGCAGCUCGAAUAUCCGGCUGGCAAGCUGCAGGUGCACGUCCUCGACGACGGCUCAGCUCCAGAGGUGAAGCAGAUGGCCGAGUCGUACGGCUUCAACCACAUUGUGCGCGACGAUCGCGGCAGGUUGAAAAAGGCGGGCAACCUGCGCUGGGCCUUCCAGCGUACUAGCGGCGACUUUUUUGUCAUCUUUGACGCCGACUUUUGCCCGCGCACCGAUUUCCUGACCAAACUCAUUCCGCGUAUGAUGGAAGACAAGAACAUUGCAAUCAUUCAGACGCCUCAAUACUUUAGGUCUCUCGGCUCUCAAACCUGGGUGGAACGUGGAGCUGGUGCGGUUCAGGAACUUUUCUACCAAUUCAUUCAAACCAACAGAGACAAAUGGGGCGGUGCCAUUUGCGUCGGAAGCAAUGCCGUUUACCGUCGUGAAGCGCUUGCCGACGUCGGAGGAACGGCGGAGGUAGGCGCUUCCGAAGAUGUUCACACUGGCUUUUACGCCGUUACGCGAGGCUGGAGGUUGGCCUACAUUCCCAUCAAUCUGGCUUGCGGCAUCUGCCCCGACACGCCGCGCGCGUACUUUUCUCAGCAAGUCAGAUGGUGUCAAGGCUCCACAUCGCUCCUGCUCAACAAACACUUUUGGGUCUCGCCGCUCACCAAGAUGCAGAAAAUGUGCUACCUGAGCGGCAUGAUGUACUACUCCGCCACUGCCAUGGGCAUCAUCUCCUCGCCGCUUCCCGGUCUGCUCUUGGUGCUGUUCCGCGUAGAGCUCAUCAAGAUCUACAAUCUCGCUUUCGCCCUGCCAGUCAUCGUAUACGGCAUCGUCGUCUUUAGACUUUGGAGCAGGACGGCGCACUCGCUCAGCGUCCAAAAGAUUGGCAUCAUUCAGCAGUACGCCUACUUUUCUGCGCUCAAAGACCGUGUCUUGGGAACCUCGUUCGACUGGGUGCCCUCGGGUGGCAACUCGACAAAGCACCGCUCCACUCGGUAUCGCAACAUGCGCUUCAUGUGCAUCACGUGGGUCACCACCUACCAGUCUGCUUUUUUCGGCGUCAUCAUCUGGAGGCUGCUUCAGGGCUACACGUGGUGGUACUUUGUGCCCUUGUGAGUAAGCGCGCAGCCGUUUGGUGCAGUCAAGUCGCUGAAAUAGAAUUGACGUUGCCCUUCUGCUUUGCACGCACAGAAUGGUACUGAGCGCAUACAAUCUCUUCAUUGCCCUUCCUUUCAUGCUCUCCGCGUGA